UCGGUGCUGAAACAUAACACGGUCCUUUAGCUUCGAGCUCUAACAAACACAACAUUAUGUCAGUUUUUAUUCAGUCCGUGUGUGUGACCUGCUGUCAUUGUGAGUAACAGCUGGGGGAGAGGCUGUGAGGCUGUGGAGCGACUUCCGGGCUUGCAGGUGUGCGAUACUCUCUCCGCCCACUCCGGAAAAACUCGUCGUUAUUUUUUAUUUUCCGAGGUGACGUGGACUCGGACCUCUCGUCCUGCAGGACUCGGUGUACCCGGAUAUGAGCGUAGCGGAUCCACUGAUACCCCGCAGGAUUUCCGAGAUGUUUGGUCGUAAGGUUGGAUUUGUGUAGAGGAGAGGUGGAGGAGGUGGAGCAGGUCCGGGCCUGAAGUCUGAGGAAUCCGGGCUGCUUUGGUUUGGCUGGAUCUGCAGCAUCAGCACAGAAGUGACACAGCAGAGAGACUGGGGCACUGCGCGGUGGAAUAGGACACCCGCCAGGUGGCUGUCGGAGGACGAUGGCGCCGCUCCGCGUCUUGGUCCUGUGCUUGUUCUCGGGCUGGGCGGCGGGCUACAAGCAGGGGGACAACGUGACGCUGUACGUCAACAAAGUGGGGCCUUACCACAACCCCCACGAGACGUACCACUACUACACCCUGCCCGUCUGCCGGCCGGACAAGGUGCAUCAUAAGUCGCUGAGUCUGGGAGAGGUGCUGGACGGCGACAGGAUGGCCGAGUCUUUGUAUCACAUCCGCUUCAGGGAGAACGUGGAGAAGAAGCUCCUUUGUCAUCUCACACUUUCAGAGAAACAGGUGGACGAGCUGCGCGAGGCCAUCGAGGAGCUCUACUACUUCGAGUUCAUCCUGGAUGAAAUCCCCAUCUGGGGGUUUGUGGGAUACAUCGAGGAGAGCGGCUUCCUGCCUCACAGCCACAAGGUCGGCCUCUGGACGCAUUUAGACUUCAACAUCGAGUACAACGGCGACUCCGUCAUCUUCGCCAACGUCUCGGUGAAGGACGUCAAGCCCGUGCCCCUGGAGGAGGGGGCGGGCUCGGCGGUGGGCGGCGUCGGGGUGGGCGGGGGCAGCCUGAAGGUCACCCACACCUACAGCGUGCACUGGUUCGAGUCCACCCUGCCCCACUCGCGGCGAAGCGAGCGCCUGCGCGACUACUCCUUCUUCCCCAAGACGCUGGAGAUCCACUGGCUGUCCAUCAUCAACUCGCUGGUGCUGGUGGUGCUGCUGCUGGGCUUCGUCAUCAUCAUCCUCAUGCGGGUGCUGAAGAACGACUUCGCCAGGUACAAUGUGGAAGAGGAGGGCGGCUGCGACGACCUGGACCAGGGAGACAACGGCUGGAAGAUCAUCCACACCGACGUCUUUCGGUUCCCUCCUCUGAAGAGCCUGCUGUGCGCCGUGCUGGGAGUCGGCGCUCAGUUCCUGACCCUCGCUACAGGGAUUAUCUUCAUGGCAUUGCUGGGAAUGUUUAACGUCCACCGUCACGGCGCCAUCAACUCGGCCGCCAUCGUCCUGUACGCCCUGACCAGCUGCGUGUCCGGAUACGUCUCGUGCAGCUUCUACACGCAGAUCAACGGCCAGCGCUGGGUGUGGAACAUCAUCCUCACGUCCUCCCUUUUCUCCGCGCCGCUCUUCCUCACGUGGAGCGUGGUGAACUCGGUGCACUGGUACAGCGGCUCCACGCAGGCCCUGCCCGCCACCACCGUGCUGCUCCUGCUGGGCGCCUGGGUGCUGGUGGGCUUCCCCCUCACCGUCAUCGGCGGCAUCGUGGGGAAGAACCGGGCCGGCAGCUUCCAGGCGCCGUGCCGCACCCGCAACAUCCCGCGGCAGAUCCCCACGCAGCCGUGGUACAAGCACGCCGUGGUGCACAUGGCCAUCGGCGGCUUCCUGCCCUUCAGCGCCAUCUCGGUGGAGCUGUACUACAUCUUCGCCACCGUUUGGGGCCGAGAGCACUACACACUCUACGGCAUCCUGCUGUGCGUCUUCGCCAUCCUGCUCUCGGUGGGCGCCUGCAUCUCCGUGGCGCUGACCUACUUCCUGCUGUCGGGCGAGGACUACCGCUGGUGGUGGCGGAGCGUGCUGAGCACCGGCUCCACCGGCCUCUUCAUCUUCGUCUACUCCGUCUUCUACUACCGGAACCGCUCGUCCAUGAGCGGCCUGGUGCAGAGCACCGAGUUCUUCGGCUACUCGCUGCUCACGGCGCUGGUCUUCUCGCUGAUGCUGGGCAGCGUGUCGUUCUGGUCGUCCCUGGCGUUCAUCCGCUACAUCUACCGCAGCCUCAAGAUGGACUAGAUCUGAGAUCGCGCGCGCACGCGGACAUCGACAUGGACAGUCUUCAUUCUCCUCUUCUUGCUGUUUCACUUCACAAACACUACGUAAGCUCCUCCCAUCGCGGCGGGUGGGGGGAGGAAACGGGGGGGCCUUUACCUUGAUUGGAAAGGAGUCGGUCGAUCGAUUUGAGCAGCUGUCGCUGGUGCAGAAGGAAUCGUUUUCUGAGGACAGAUGAAGGUCAAUACGGGGACGGCGACGUGGGAAAAAAAAAUGGGAUUUCAGUACAAAGGGAUGAUUUUAGUUUGGAUCAGGGAUGAAUGGUUUAGAUGUACGACACGGCGCACGAGCGACCGGCCGCAGCUCACGUCACGGCGGCGUGCGCGGCGUCAUUUACUCUGGGUUCCGCUCGAUCGAUGGUCUAUCAAGGCUGCACAGGAGCCUCAUAUCCAACGUUCCACCUUACCUUAAAAGACAGCCGACUCAUACUGUAGUUCUGAUGAAUUAUGCAGCGGCUGCCAGUGUCUCGACUUGCAGUCUCACCUCCCCUCACACACGGCGGCGGCCGCCUCUUCAGAUUUAACAGAAACCUUGUUUUGCACUGGCCCUGUAAGCCUCCACAUAGAUCUGCAGUGGAUAAGACGAGCGAUGCCUUGUACAUUGAAUACCUGUUGCAAGAUAUUGGUGAUGGGAGCAAUAUUGUAAUUGUACUCUUUGGUCACCACCGACUGUGAUUUUGGUUCUGAUGUAAAUAUAGUCUUUUCAGUAAAAUGCUUUUUAAUACAACAUUGCCAGCAAAAA
This is a messenger RNA of Salarias fasciatus (jewelled blenny), 3062 nucleotides long. It is a transcript of the gene tm9sf1, whose product is annotated as transmembrane 9 superfamily member 1. Bases 501 to 2285 code for a protein of 594 amino acids. Gene Ontology annotation, biological process: protein localization to membrane. The transcript has 9 exons. Lineage: Eukaryota; Metazoa; Chordata; Actinopteri; Blenniiformes; Blenniidae. Gene Ontology annotation, cellular component: membrane. The record is from RefSeq and is a predicted model, not a curated record.